Messenger RNA from Sungouiella intermedia, 1392 nucleotides. The record is from the annotation of a GenBank genome assembly. NCBI's taxonomy places the organism in Eukaryota, Fungi, Ascomycota, Pichiomycetes, Serinales, Metschnikowiaceae.
AUGAGUCUUAUACGUAGAGUUGCCAUUAUAGGAGGGGGUCCCGCAGGUCUAGCAGCUGCCAAGGCACUCAUGUUGGAACCUUCCAAGUUCUCCAUCGAUCUAUUUGAAAGAAGAGACAAACUCGGAGGCUUAUGGUACUACCAUGGAGACAAGGCGACAGUGUUGCCCUCAGUUCCAUCAACGGACCCCAAUGGAAGUGAAGUCCUCUUGGAAAACGGUUACAAGAACAGAUUUUUCUCGUCUAUGUAUAAUCAUUUGGAAACCAAUCUUAUUGAUAGGAUGAUGGAGUAUAAGGACGUACCAUUUGAGCCACGCAGCUUAGCAUUUAUCUCCCGCUCUGAAGUUCAUGAUUACCUAUUGAAGUAUGCCGAUACAAUCCCCGAAGGUGUGAAUUAUCGAUUGAAAACAAACGUAUUGGAGGUGUCUAAGAGCAAGGGCAUCUGGUCCAUUCAGUCGGAGAGUGUGGAGGGUGAAGCUCAACCAGAAGAGCACUACGAUGCCAUAAUUGUUGCAAAUGGUCAUACAGAGUUGCCUUUCAUUCCUAAUACCCCCGGCCUUUCUGAAUGGAACAGACAGGCUCCUGGUACCAUUACUCAUGCAAGGUAUUACAAGGAUGCAACCGAAUUUAGAGAUAAGACUGUCCUUAUCAUCGGAAACUAUGCUAGUGGCGUUGACUUAGCGACUCAGAUUGGCACAACUGCAAAAAGUGUUUACGUGAGCGUCAAGGACGAGAGUCUAUUGAUUGAAGUCGACGAACCGAACGUGGAAUACAUGAAGUUGGUUACCAGUUAUGAUUUUGCUGACAACAGAUCCGCAUACACUGUGGAUGGCAGAAAAGUAUCAGGCAUCGACACCAUCAUCUUUUGCACGGGAUACUUGUAUACGUAUCCCUUCUUGGAGAAGUAUCUUCCUGGAGUGACUGAUGGCAGUUGGGUUCCCAAUGUCUACAAGCAGAUCUUCAAUGUCGAGGAUCCUACAUUGGCAUUUGUGGGAUUGCCCAAGUUCAUUGUUCCUAUGCCAUUAUCAGAAAGUCAAAGUGCGUUAAUUGCCCGUGUGUACUCAGGAAGAUUGCAAUUACCACUGGCCGAGGCUCGCAGGCAAGAUUACCAGAAAGAGUUGGCUGGAAGAGAGAGUGGGAAAUCUUUCCACUCGUUGAAGCCUCCGCAGGACUAUGACUACUGCAAUGAGAUUCAUGACUGGAUCAUACGUGAAGGGCUCGAUACGAGUGGGUUGGUUCCAAUUUUCUGGGACUCGGAGAAGAUAACUGAUAGACAAAACGCGAAGGAGAUCAAGGACGCGAGAUACAUUGAUGUGGUGAAACAUGCCAGGAAGUUGAGAGAAGAGGGCCAGCUGUUUAAUAUGCCAGCCAAAGCCAAACCUAUAGAAUAUUGA